AUGGCUGUAUGUGAUUGGGACAUGUGCUUCACAUUUGUAUGGCCUGGGUGGGAAGGUACUCCACAUGAUGCUAGAAUAUUUGAUCAGGCACUUAGAAGGCAAAACCUUAACUUUCCUCAUCCUCCAUCAGGUAAAUAUUAUUUAGUUGAUUCAGGCUAUCCAACAGAUUUCAAGCGCAACUCUAGUUUUAGAGAUCCAAAUGAAGCAUUCAAUUUUUUCACUCCAGUCUUCGAUAUUCAUCUUGUUACAACUACCAUGGCUAUACAUAAUUUCAUCCGACGACGUUCUUCUACUGAUAAGGAAUUCAACUAUUAUGCUAAUGAAGACAUUACUGCAGAGAUUGAGGAAGGAUAUGGGCCUUCUGGUAUUCCUUUAGAAAUGCAAGACAAGUCUACUACUAUUAUGGAGGCGUUGCGUGAUAGAAUUAGAGAUGAAACUGUUGAGAAAUAUUAUCAUGUGUGA
Messenger RNA from Nicotiana attenuata, 462 nucleotides. RefSeq lists its product as uncharacterized. Bases 1 to 462 code for a protein of 153 amino acids. The transcript has 3 exons. The record is from RefSeq and is a predicted model, not a curated record. NCBI's taxonomy places the organism in Eukaryota, Viridiplantae, Streptophyta, Magnoliopsida, Solanales, Solanaceae.